Messenger RNA from Oncorhynchus masou masou (cherry salmon), 1226 nucleotides. RefSeq names its product transcription factor Sp5-like. Gene Ontology annotation, biological process: regulation of transcription by RNA polymerase II. NCBI's taxonomy places the organism in Eukaryota, Metazoa, Chordata, Actinopteri, Salmoniformes, Salmonidae. The record is from RefSeq and is a predicted model, not a curated record. Bases 1 to 1203 code for a protein of 400 amino acids. The transcript is spliced from 2 exons. Gene Ontology annotation, molecular function: DNA-binding transcription factor activity, RNA polymerase II-specific; RNA polymerase II cis-regulatory region sequence-specific DNA binding.
AUGGCCGCUUUGCCGGGGACCGAUCACUUUCUACAACCUUUCUUACAGCACCGCAUAGCCAGCUCCUCUCCUGAGAACGAGCCCCAUCCCCUAUCCUCCUUCCUGGCCAGAACCUGUGGCCAAGCCCAUCUGGGAGGCAGUGGAGUGGGGCAGGAGCGGCAACACCAUCCUUAUGAGGGGACCAUGAACUCCGUGACUGGGAUGCUCCAGCUGUGGGGAGGGGAUGUGGUCCAGAGCUCUAGUCUUGGGGUCCAACAGGUGGCAACUCUGACAGUGCCAAAAGUAUCUUUUCCUGGCCACAUCCAGAGUGGACUGGGCCCUCACCCCCACCACCACCACCACCUCCACGAGCUGCCUCUCACCCCUCCGGCUGAGCCCUCCUCCAUCCCGACUGCCUACGCCUUUGAUCUCUCUCCAGGAAAGAUGCUCGCUCCUCAGGUCCAGGGUAGCUCUCAGACCCCAUACUUCCACCCCCAGAACAAUAUUAUUGGGCAGAACUUUCCUAACUUCCUCCAAGUUUCCACAACAAGACACCCCUACCACUCUGGUGGGUAUACAGAGGAAGGUCAGCAAUGGUGGAGCCUGCCGCAGACCACCAGCAGCCCCCAUGGCCAUCACCAACCUCACAGCCACCCCCACCAUCACCACCCUCACCCCUUUGCCCUGGGCAGACAGCUGGUGUUGGGGCACCAGCCUCAGAUCGCGGCCCUACUCCAGGGCUCAUCCAAGGGCUUGCUGGGCUCCACACGUCGCUGCAGGCGCUGCAAGUGCCCCAACUGCCAGUCCACUUCUGGGGGUACAGGGGCUCCAGCAAACCCAGAAGAACCAGGCCGUAGGAGGCUCCACAUCUGCCACCUGCCCGAGUGUGGCAAGGUGUAUAAGAAGACGUCCCACCUGAAGGCCCACCUGCGCUGGCAUGCUGGGGAGCGGCCCUUCCUCUGCAGCUGGCUCUUCUGCGGGAAGAACUUCACACGCUCGGACGAGCUGCAGAGGCAUCUGCGCACACACACGGGGGAGAAGCGCUUCAGCUGUCAGGCAUGUGGGAAGAGGUUCAUGCGGAGCGACCACCUAGCAAAACAUGAGAAGACCCACCAGGGUAAGAGGGGACAGCCAGAGUCAAGGGAUAGUCAGGGCCCCCAGCAGGAGGCUCCACAGCGACCGGGUGGUAGCAGAGGACCAGACAGGAACAUCAAGAAGGAGUAGAGAAAAGACCAAGAGAGGUAAGC